Zingiber officinale is the source of this 1377-nucleotide messenger RNA. RefSeq lists its product as uncharacterized. NCBI's taxonomy places the organism in Eukaryota, Viridiplantae, Streptophyta, Magnoliopsida, Zingiberales, Zingiberaceae. The transcript has 6 exons. Bases 33 to 869 code for a protein of 278 amino acids. The record is from RefSeq and is a predicted model, not a curated record.
UCACUGGUGUCAUAGGGCUCACGACUCUGCCCAUGGGGAAGAGGAGGGCACUCCGCGUACGCCGAAUUACCUUCGAAAGGGAGGAUUUUGAGGCGGGUCUCCGAGAGAAGGGGGCGAUUUCGGCGAAGGAGAGGAGUGGGGACUGCGAUGGGUGUUGUGGUGGUCGGACGGUUGUGAUCUUUGGGCUGUGGGCAGUGCUCAUGUACUAUGUCAUCCGGAUCGCCCCCAACCAGUCACUGUACAAAGAUUGGUACUACGUUCAGAAACUAUUUUUUCUGAAAGGAGAUGAUGGUUUUGUGAUGAACCAAGUCCUAAUAGCCGCAUGGUAUAUUUUGGGUCUGUUGCCCCUUAUGUAUGGCAUGUUGUUGGUUCCUACCGGAAGAAGUUCAAGAUAUAAAGUUCCUGUCUGGCCUUUACUAAUUGCUUCCUUCUUCGGUGGUUCAUAUGCCCUACUUCUUUAUUUCCUUAUUUGGAAGCCUCCGCCACCAGAUGUUACAGAAGAGGAGCUCAAUAGUCGGUCUGUAAAGUUUGCGGAUUCAAAGAUUACUGCUGCAAUUACAACUGUUGCAGGUUUGGGUCUAUAUAUAUAUGGCGGUAUAGCCGAUGGAGCAGUGUGGAUUGAGCUCUACCAAUACUUCCAAGAAAGCUGGCUUGUUCAUGUAGCAAUCCUCGACAUAUUUAUACACUCAUUCCUCGGGCUAUUCUGGGUGUAUAAUGACAUGCGUGAAAGGGGAUGGAUUCACAAAGGCGCUUGGCUUUUGCCGUUCACACUGAUUCCAUUAGUCGGACCGUCAUUUUACGCUCUUUUACGCCCUCCUCUGUCAGCGCUUCCCGUGUUUACGUCUUCCACCAGCACUAAGAAUGACUAAGAUGGAGUUUGGUGUGGUUGCCCGUUCCCUUCAGUCGAGUUUUGAUGGCUUUUAGCGGUUUCUCCAUGUUGAAUUCUUGAUUGUAUCUACUUGCCUCUCAUAUGGAUGUUCGGGAAUCCAGCUCAAGGCAAAGAAAAAUAAAAGAAGAAUUCGUCGAUAAUGAUGUAAAAUGUUUAUUGUUUUGUUUUAUUUUCAUUUCUCAAGACUAAAUCCACAUAAAACUCCCUUCAUGCUUGGUUUACUCGUAGGAUAAAGAGAGGGGAGCAAAUUGAGCUCUAGGCCUGUUUACUUCGAAGGACCCCGAAGGGCCUUUUGCGAAAAGAAGUCAUCAACUUCUUAACCAAAGCUCAAGCCCGAUCGAGCAGUGUCUAGGCUUGAGAUCUAGAUCGUCGGCUGCUUCAUCACCAUUUUUUCAUUCAUGGUUUACAAUUAUCAACCAUUUUAUAGAAAUUGCUACUUGCACAUGAAGAUAUAACACUAUAUUAAUAAAUGUAAGUAUGUUUCAUGA